Molecule: messenger RNA, 2202 nt
Organism: Aspergillus pseudoviridinutans
Lineage: Eukaryota; Fungi; Ascomycota; Eurotiomycetes; Eurotiales; Aspergillaceae
Exons: 1
Coding region: 1-2202 (733 amino acids)
Biological process (GO): mitochondrion organization
Cellular component (GO): mitochondrion
Molecular function (GO): zinc ion binding
Source: RefSeq, a predicted model, not a curated record
AUGGACGGCCCUCCCCCGCCUCCACCGCCUCACGGUGAGAAUCCGAACACCACUCACGGAUUCAAGAAAGGCUCCGGUCUUCCGGACGGAAACUACGAUAUUUUUAUCAUCCCACCUCAUUCCUCGGGUUCUGGUUUCCUAUACCUUCCCUCGUUACAAACUCACCGGAAUAGCUUCCUGGCCGGCGCUGUGUCCGCGCUAGUGGUGGUUUACAUCUGGCAGACACUGUCUCCCAUUGUAAAGGCAUGGUAUCUUGCGACAGCCGCCAAUGGUGGCGGAAUGGGCGUUACGAUGCUAGCGGCCAUCGUUGGCAUUGCGGGAUGGGGGUUUGGUGCAUAUCAAGCACAUGUAGCUGGUACAAACCGAGACUCCGGAGGAAGCUCUCAAUCCCGCCAGUCUGGGCCAGGCGGCCCUGGGGGACCUGGUGGAGCUGGAUUUGGAGGGCACGGAGCUGCCGGCGGUGGCGGCUCUUACCAUCAGUCCUCAGGUGCAGGCCCUGGCCCGGACUAUUCGAGAGGCCCCAAUUUCGGUGGGCCUAAUCCAGGGCCGCAAGGAACUUACGGCAGUGGCGGUAAUUACGGAGCCGGCAACGGCCCAGGAGGCCCGUAUCCCGGGAAUCAGUAUGGCGCUGGCGCCGCGCCCCCACCGUCGAAUGCCGACCCGGGUCCGGAGCAAGCAGAGCCAACUUCUCCCAGGAGCGAAAGCAAAAGUAAGAGUGGCGAAGAUUGGGAACGAGCUCGAGAAGAAACGAGGCGAAAGGAGGAGCUCAAGCGGAAGAUGGAAGAGUUCAAACGAAAAAGGGAAGCUGAAGCGCGAGAAAAGCAGAAGCAGCGGGAACGCGAGGCCAUGGAGAGGGAGCUUCGAGAGCGCAGAGAGCAGCUUGAGAGAGAGAUGGCCGCAGCAAAGGAAAAAGCCGAAAGAGAGGCGAGGGAGCGAGCUGAAAAAGAGGCGGCGGAAGCUCGAGCAAAGAUCGAGCGCGAACUUGCUGAAGCAAAGGCAAAGGCUGAACGUGAAGCAGCCGAGGCCAGAGAAAGGGCCGAGCGAGAGGCCGCGGAAGCCAAGACAAAGGCAGAGCGCGAAGCAGCAGAAGCUCGAGCUCAAAGACUUGCUGCUUUGGCCAAGGAAAGAGAGGCUAGAGCUAAAGCCAAAGCUGAAAAAGAGGCCGCAGAAGCAAAGGCCAAGGCCGAGAAGGAGGCCGCAGAGAAAGAAGCUGCCGCAAAGGCCGCUGCAAAAAGGGAGGCCGAUGCCAAAUUUGCCGCGCUCAAGGAAGCCGCUGCGAAGAAGUAUGCUGAAAAGAAGGCCAAAGAUGCGCAGGAAGCGGCAGCUAAAGAGGACGCAGCGGCCAAAGCAGCAAGCAACAAGUCCGCAACCGCCUCGACGGCUCCCAGGACCCCGUCUCCAAAAAAGCCAGCGUUUCCCGGCAGCGCCCGGACACCAACGACUGCCGACGAGGAUGAUGCCUAUUCCUUCCGGCCCUACGACCGACCCCGCAGACCGUAUGCGGGUACAUCGGGUUCCUCGGUCUAUUCCGAAUCUUCCUAUGCCCCUUCACAGUCGACAGCUCGGACAACUCCGCCACCUUCAACUCGAGGCGCCUACUCGACCAAAGAUCCGGACAAGAUUGUCAUCCGCGGCGUUUAUGCCUUCAACAACGCCUCCCUGCGAAGUCCUGUGGCGCAGUUGGUAUCUGGUCAAGGGAUGGUGACAGAUGGACUGGUGUUGCGCAUCACUACCGAGGGACUCUUCAUUGACGACGACAUCCGAGGUGUACCUCAGCGCGAAUGGGACGUCAAGGCCUGGACCAUGAAAUUGGUGGAGGUGUGGUGUCCCCAAUACGGAGCGACGGCGCAAGGCCGUCCGAACCCUAAGCCCGCCAACGUGUUCUUCCGGCGGAGCGCCAAUGAACCAACCCCGGAGGAGUCGGAUGCGAAUCUUGUGAACUUUUUGAAGGUGUGCAAGAACAAGUGCCGACUGGCAUCACCUGACGCGGAGGAGCAUGGAGGGCUGCAUGUCCUCCGCGCCAGCAUCCGCGACCAGGAAGGUCGUCGUUAUGUCUUCGUUCUGCAGGAGACUGAAGGGUGGAAGGUUGCCGUGGGCCUGCAGCGUCUGCGCAAGGGCACACAGGCCAGAGCACUGGGUGUGUUGGGCAUGGCCGGAAAUGAAUGCCGGACGCUGCUGGGGAACCUUGGUUAUGUUGCAUAG